This is a messenger RNA of Mauremys reevesii (Reeves's turtle), 1386 nucleotides long. RefSeq names its product adhesion G protein-coupled receptor E1-like. The transcript has 9 exons. Gene Ontology annotation, cellular component: membrane. Bases 334 to 1275 code for a protein of 313 amino acids. Gene Ontology annotation, molecular function: G protein-coupled receptor activity. Gene Ontology annotation, biological process: cell surface receptor signaling pathway; adenylate cyclase-activating G protein-coupled receptor signaling pathway. The record is from RefSeq and is a predicted model, not a curated record. NCBI's taxonomy places the organism in Eukaryota, Metazoa, Chordata, Testudines, Geoemydidae.
CUCACUCCCUGGACUGUAUCACAGGCCCAUUGAGGCUGCUGCCUGGCUCCUCUGUUUCCUGGGGGGCUGCUGGCCUGACAUGGACCGGGAUACGAUCAGCACACCCAGCCCUCUCUCCCAAUCCAGCCUCUAAGGCCUCUCUCCCCCUCCCUGGCCUCCCCGUCCCCAGGAACCUGUGAGCAGGACAAGACUCCGCUGGAUAGGGCCAUCUGCGUCCACUGGAACUCUGCAGGCCAGGAUGGUGUGUGGUCCCCCCAGGGCUGCCAGCACCUUCACUCCAAUGUCACUCACACGCGGUGCAGCUGUCGCUACCUGGCCAGCUUUGCGGUGCUGAUGGCGCCUGGUGUCAUUGAGGUGGAUUUUGCCCUGUUUGUUAUCAGCCAAACCGGGCUCAUCAUCUCCCUGAUCUGUCUCGUCGUGGCUAUCAUCACCUUCCUCUUCUGCCACCCCAUCCGUAACACCAGCAGCACCUUCCUCCACCUGCAGCUCAGCAUAUGCCUCUUCUUGGCCGAUCUCCUCUUCAUAGUGGGAAUUGACAAGACUUACAACAAGCUCAUGUGUUCCAUCACCGCCGGCUUGCUGCAUUACUUCUUCCUGGCUUGCUUUGCCUGGAUGUUUCUGGAAGCGGUGAAUCUGUACCUCAUUGUCAGGAAUCUGAAGGUGAAAAAUUAUGCAGGCACGGGCAGAUGCACAAGAAAAUGCAUGUACGUCUUUGGCUACGGACUCCCAGCAGUGAUUGUGAUCACAUCUGCAACCAGCGCGCCCAGCAGCUAUGGAACUCCUUAUCACUGCUGGCUCAAUCCUGAUAACGGUUUUAGAUGGAAUUUCCUUGGGCCUGUCUGCGCCGUGGUUGUGAUAAAUUUAGUGUUUUUCUGCCUUACUCUGAAGCUUUUGCGAGAACAUCUUUCCUCCCUCAAUGCAGAGCUGUCUACUGUGAGGAACACCAGGUCACUGACUUUUAAAGCCCUGGCUCAUCUCUUAGUCCUGGGCCUCACGUGGGGGCUGGGCACCUUCCAGUUCGGCUCGUUGGCCACGGUGAUGGGGUACCUGUUCACCAUCACCAACAGCCUGCUGGGAACCUUCAUCUUCGUGGUGCACUGCCUGCUCAACAGAAAGGUGAGAGAGGAGUAUUGGAAAUUAUUUACCAGGCUUCGACAGUCAAAGGAAGAACCUUCGUCUUCCAGUAUUACUAUGUCUGCUCUCCCCUCCAGCACGGCCGCGGAUCCUCAGCAAAAUGCUGUCCCAUCCCACCUGAAGAAGGUGGCGAGGGAUUGAUCUCUGUUGCCUGGCCUCUCUUUAUGGGUUUUCCACGUUGUUCUCCUCCCCUGGUCCCAGAUGCAGAGGAAAAGGGUUGGCACAGUCUCAUUAAACGCUCCUGCUGUGUCA